UUGGAGAUUCAGCUGGCAGAGUGCUCAAGGAGGAGGAAAGCUCCUCCCACUUCUCCCAGCCUCUUCCAUCUCUUAAAAACUCACAUCUCUCUGCACACCACCCACAGAGGAAGCUCUUCUGCCAAAGGGACAGUGCUAAAAGACCCAAACAAAGGAGACAAUGGCAAAGAAGGUUGCGGUGAUUGGAGCAGGUGUUAGUGGCCUGAUCUCUCUGAAGUGCUGUGUGGAUGAGGGUCUAGAGCCCACUUGCUUUGAAAGGACUGAAGACAUCGGAGGACUGUGGAGAUUCAAAGAAAAUGUGGAAGAUGGCCGAGCAAGCAUCUAUCACUCUGUCAUCACCAACACCAGCAAAGAAAUGUCCUGCUUCAGUGACUUCCCGAUGCCCGAGGACUUCCCCAACUUCCUGCACAACUCUAAACUCUUGGAGUAUUUCAGGAUUUUUGCCAAGAAGUUUGAUCUUCUAAAGUAUAUUCAGUUUCAGACAACCGUCGUUAGUGUGAAAAAACACCCAGAUUUUUCAUCUUCUGGCCAAUGGGAAGUUUCUACUCAGAGCAAUGGCAAGGAGCAACAUGCUGUCUUUGACGCAGUUAUGGUUUGCAGCGGCCAUCACAUCCAACCUCACCUGCCACUGAAGUCGUUUCCAGGUAUCGAGAAGUUCAAAGGCCAGUAUUUCCAUAGCCGCCAAUACAAGCACCCAGCUGGGUUUGAAGGGAAACGCAUCCUGGUUGUUGGAAUAGGCAACUCAGCCACAGACAUUGCCUCAGAACUGAGUAAGAAGGCCUCGCAGGUGUUUAUCAGCACCAGACACGGUGCCUGGGUCAUGAGCCGAAUCUCUGAAGAUGGCUACCCUUGGGACAUGGUGUUCCACACUAGGUUUAGCAGCAUGCUCCGAAAUGUCCUGCCACGCACAGUCGUCAAGUGGAUGAUGGAACAGCAAAUGAAUCGAUGGUUCAACCAUGAAAAUUAUGGUCUGGUGCCUCAAAACAAAUACCUUAUGAAAGAACCUGUGCUAAACGACGAUCUCCCCAGCCGAGUGCUGUAUGGAGCCAUCAAGGUGAAAACAAGAGUCAAAGAGCUCACGGAGACGGCUGCGAUUUUUGACGAUGGCACAGUGGAGGAGGACAUUGAUGUCAUUGUCUUUGCCACGGGCUAUACUUUCUCUUUUCCUUUCCUUGAAGAUUCGCUUGUGAAAAUGGAGGAUAAUAGGGUCUCGCUGUACAAAUCCAUGUUCCCCCCUCACCUGGAGAAGCCAACCCUUGCAUGCAUGGGUCUCAUCCAGCCUCUAGGAUCCAUCUUCCCAACUGUGGAGCUUCAGGCGCGUUGGGCAACGAGAGUUUUCAAAGGCUUGUGUAGCUUGCCCUCAGAGAGUACCAUGAAGGUGGACAUUGUUGAAAGAAAUGAAAAAAGAAUUGACCUGUUUGGAAAAAGCCAGAGCCAGAUACUGCAGACCAAUUACAUUGACUACUUGGAUGAACUCGCCUUGGAGAUAGGUGUGAAGCCAGACCUCAUCUCUCUCUUUUUCAAAGACCCUAAACUGGCUGUGAAACUCUACUUUGGGCCCUGCAAUUCCUACCAGUACCGCCUGGUUGGACCUGGGCAGUGGGAAGGAGCCAGGAAUGCCAUCCUCACCCAGAAACAGAGGAUCCUGAAGCCCUUAAAGACCCGAAGUCUGAAGCCUUCAUCCAACAACUCAGCAUCCUUCCUGCUCAAAAUCCUGGGGCUUUUGGCUAUUAUCCUGGCCUUCUUUUUCCAACUUCAGUGGUUGUAACCUGUCAGCAUGACACUUUUUCCCAUCAGUGCCUCUCAUUCAUCAGUGCCUCUUUGAAAAAAGACUAAAGAAAUUACAUCUAUAUUAUAAUUUUUACAGUUCAGGGUAACAAGUAGGAUAACUAAUUAUAGGGAGAUUAGAAGAAUUGGGUCUAGAUAUAAAACUAAAAUUAAGGUCAUGGAAUAUAUUUAUCAUCCUACUCUUUCCUGAAAUUCAUCAGUCUCCAAACAGUAUUAUACAAUAACACCAACACAGAUAGAUAGUGCUUCCAGACACAGCGGUUUUGAAUUAUAUGAAAAAACAAAUUAUGCAGAAUAAAAAACAAGUCAUAGCUGGGCAUGCUGGCUCAUGCCUUUAGUCAUGGCACUUGGGAGGCAAAGGCAGGCAGAUCUUGGUGAGUUUGAAGCAAACAUGGUCUACAUAGCAAGUUCCAGGACAGCCAAGACUACAUAGAGAGACCCUGUCUCAAAAAGAAAAGCAAGUUAUAUAGGUUAGGUAACUGAACAAUUUACACCGUGGUAGACGUUUCAAAUCCCAUGCACUGAGCUCCAUGCUGUUUCUACGCACACUGUGCUCACAGUUCCCAGGUCUUAGGGUCUUUUGUCUCGAUGAGGUUACUCAGAAAUACCUGUAGCCAAAAUGAGAUGAUAGACCAAAUGCAACGACUUUAAGUGACUCACAUUGCAAGCUAAGCUAAUAGACACAGUUCCUGUAUAUUGACAGAAACACUGAUGCAAAAAUGAAAAUAAUAUGCCCUAGCUACAACAUAUAGAUAGAUAUUGGAUCUCACAGAUUGGACAUUGUUCUAUGUGUACAUCAUGUAUAUUACUUUAUUUAAUUCUCACAGAAAUUAUGAGAUGGGUAGAGCUUUGAUAGAUGACACUGAGGGACAAUUAUGGAGCAUGCCCUUAGCCACUGGUCUUGAGAUGAAGCUUCUACUGGAGCCUAGUUUGUUGAGCUCUGGAACUAAAGGUUGUAACCUCACAUGCAAUAUGCUUAUUUAUUAAAACUUCCACUCUUGAUAAAGUA
Molecule: messenger RNA, 2797 nt
Organism: Mesocricetus auratus (golden hamster)
Lineage: Eukaryota; Metazoa; Chordata; Mammalia; Rodentia; Cricetidae
Gene: Fmo2
Product: flavin containing dimethylaniline monoxygenase 2
Exons: 9
Coding region: 161-1768 (535 amino acids)
Molecular function (GO): NADP binding; N,N-dimethylaniline monooxygenase activity; flavin adenine dinucleotide binding
Source: RefSeq, a predicted model, not a curated record